AUUCGUUCCAUACCCGAAAGCAGAAUGGGCUUGCGGGAGCUCGUGCUCGAAUCCAAGCUCGUGCUUGCCGUCGUCGCGCUCGUCCUGGCCCGAUGCAUCGACCGUGUCCUCAACACCCGCAUCACGUACGAGUAUACACCGUUCCUGUGGUUUUUCGCCAACAUCAUUUGCCCCGUCUCGUUCCUCUCCAUCUCGUGGCCCAUCGUGAUCUACAAGCUCCGUAAAACAGACGACAUUACGCCCGAGAUGCGCGCCUUUCCCCAUUACAAGUUUGCGAUCAUGGCCUUCUUGGACAUGGCCAGCAGCUUCCUCGCGACGCUGCCGAUGCCGCACAUUGGCGGCAACUUGGCCAAUGUCCUUGGGCAAGUGACGCUACCGCUCAACAUGCUGCUGUCGAUGGUGUUUCUUCAAACACGCUACGAGCGGUCGCACAUCAUCGGUGCCACCAUGGUGCUCUACGGCGCGCUCGUGUGCAUGAUUCCGAUCUUCCGCGGCGAAGUGGCCUUGAACUCGCCAGAUCCGUCGUUUGGCUGGCUCCUCCUCUAUGUCUUUUCGAUGGUGCCUGCUGCGACCUCGAAUGUCUACAAGGAGAUUGGCUUGAAGGACGUCGAUUUGGACAUUUGGUACGCGAACGCCUGGGUCAGCACAUAUCAAGUGUGCUGGGGAAUCGCAACAAUGUGGACGAUUCGGUUGCCCGCGUUCUCCGACCCGGCCGUUGACUGGCACGAGUUUCCCGCGUAUUUACAGUCGGCGACGAGCUGCUUCUUUGGCAGCAACGUGACCUUCCAUGACACGGACAUGGCGUGCUCCACCGAUAUCUUCCCCACGUUUCUCCAGUACAUCCUCUUCAACAUCGUCUUCAACACGCUCAUGAUGUACGUCUUCAAGGAGGGCAGCAGCGUGCUCUUCGUCAUCUCGUCGGCGGUCUGCCUCCCGCUCACCGAUAUUUUGUACAUGAUCCCGUUCAUCGCGGGCCCCAAGGCGUCCCAGGCGUUCACCAUCUUUGAUGGGUUUGCGCUCUUCAUCAUUGUGAUGGGGAUGGUGGUCUACCAUUCGCAAAAGGAAACGCGCGGGAAAGACAAUCUGUCCACGUCGCCCAUGUACGCGUCGCCGAGUCUCCAGCGCAUGCGCUCCAGCAUGGAGCACAAGCGCAGCCGGAAGCAAGGCUACAAGAAGCUCCUGCGCACGAUGACACCGACGCGCGCCGGCAAGUCGGCCAUGUACGGUGCCACCGACACGGUCGUGUAGCUACUUCCAGACUUCGGGAACCAUCGCGCGGUUCGCGAUCUUUCCGAUAGCGUUCCAUGCUGGCAGUAAUCUAAUUGCACGCAACUUUGCAUAUCGUCAA
Saprolegnia parasitica CBS 223.65 is the source of this 1348-nucleotide messenger RNA. RefSeq lists its product as hypothetical. The record is from RefSeq and is a predicted model, not a curated record. NCBI's taxonomy places the organism in Eukaryota, Oomycota, Saprolegniomycetes, Saprolegniales, Saprolegniaceae. The transcript has 8 exons. Bases 25 to 1248 code for a protein of 407 amino acids.